Molecule: messenger RNA, 10587 nt
Organism: Phyllostomus hastatus (greater spear-nosed bat)
Lineage: Eukaryota; Metazoa; Chordata; Mammalia; Chiroptera; Phyllostomidae
Gene: CRYBG3
Product: crystallin beta-gamma domain containing 3
Exons: 22
Coding region: 172-8886 (2904 amino acids)
Biological process (GO): lens development in camera-type eye; visual perception
Molecular function (GO): structural constituent of eye lens
Source: RefSeq, a predicted model, not a curated record
GUGCGAGGAGCACGCACCAUUCCCACCCGGAUGGACGGAGCCACGCCGGCAGUCCGCCCUGGGUCGGUGUAGCCUUCCCCGGGUCCUGCGGUGCCUGGCUGGGCUACAGACGCAGGGCACCACCCUGCCCGUUCUCCGCAGACGCCCAGGACUAGCAGUCGCGCCAAGGAGAUGUCCGGUGGCCGGAGGAGGGGUGGCGCCCCCUGGCACAGCCUCUCCCGGUUCUUUGCUUCCCGGAGCCCUUCCCGGGACAAGGAAGAGGAAGACGAGGAGAGGCAGGGGACCAGCCACUCGCCAGCUGCAGGCUGGGGCACUGCCAGUGUUGAAAAUGAGCCCAUGAGUACAAGUCAGAAAAAGGAAAAUGUACUUUCAUCAGAAGCAGUAAAGAUUCCCCAAAGUGAGCACAAAAGGAACCAUGCUGAGAAACCAACCACUCUUCCAGUGCAAGAAGAUGCCAGAAAGCCAAAUGACCUUUCCAGUCCCACCUCAGAUAGCAAGACUGGAGAAAGUGAUCGGCAGCCAAAAGAAAGCUUUUUCCAGUUUCUUGGUAACUUAUUCAGUAUCUCUGGAAAAUCAUCCCUGGGUGAGGCCAAGCAAUCUUCUAUAAAAGAGGACCAUGACAGAACUGAGAAAAGUUUGCCAAGUGCUGGGGACUGCCACGAGAAAGGGGUCAAGGAGGAGAGGGCGUCCCCCGGUGGCUCCCUGGGAACGCAGGCGCUUGCUGCGGACCAACCGGACUCUGCCUCGGAUGGACAAGACUCCCCCAUUGAACUCUCAGAUGCCUUUUCUUUGGACACAACACAAGACAGCGAUCAGGAAACCAGUGAUUUUGUAAAACAAACGGAUGGUAAACUGGAGAGGCCCUCAGUAACUUACGCCACGUAUCAAGGCCCCAGACAAAUUAGAAAAUAUCUGAAGCAACAGACCGUGUUAGACACUGUGAAUCCCUUGGACAGAGAAAAUGAAAGUUCUGACUCGAGCACAAAGGCACAAAUCGGCCCUGGGAGUGAGAGUGAGGCUGGGACGUUGUCCUCUCUGUCAUCGGCUAGCGCGGACGUACCUGUGCAAGGGCAAGUGCUGGGAGACCCAUUAGAAGACUCCGAUUGCAGCAGAACAAGUUUCGGCACAGAAAGCCAGCCAACUAACCACCCCGUCGUGCUGAGUAUUGCUUCUUCUAAGGAUGUUUUCAAUAAAAAUGGUCCCAGGGGACCUGAGGGAAAUAGAUCAUCCCCCUCUUCUAUGACUAACUCCGACUUUGCUGUUGGGGAAUCUGACUCAGAACACCAUUUAAGUUGUAUACCAGUUUCUCGGACUGACAGAAACUUGGUAUGCUCAGCCUUGUUUACAGGAUGUUCCAUUAGCACAGUUCCUCGCAGUCCAGACUUUCAGGGGCUAACUUCUACAGGGACUACAACAAAAGAAAACAGUGCAGUGCAAAGAGAAGAGCAUGUUGAGCCUGAGAGCCCCACUGUUUCUGACUUCCCUUGUAGUAAAUCUGAUGGAAGCGACACUACCAAACAGGAGAGUGCAGAUAAAUCAACUAGGCAGGAGGACUUGCAGUCUCCAGAGAGCAAGUGUUCUGACAGGCAAGCUGCAGGAAGCUCAUCGAAGCGGGGUGCCAGUCACACCAGUGCUCCUCAGAGACAUGCCGUGACAGACACAGAACUCGUUCGUGAAGGCAGUAGGUUGUCUGCCCCAGAUGCCCAGAAAAAUUUGGCUGUUACAGAAAUCAGGCAGGAGACAGAAAGUAUCUCAGUCAGUGAACCCACAACUUCAAGUCAUGCAAAAGCUCCAGAAGAUAAAAAUGAGUCAUUAUCCAAAGAUACCAACCAGGUGUCUGUAACAGAAACCAAAAGGCUUGAUUUGGGGCCAGCUAGCAAAAUGCUUCACAUUCUUAGACUAAAUCAAAAGGACCCUGCUGCUGUAAAACAUGUCAGUGAAUUGGCAGUUGAAGCAUGCUUAGAAAACAAAAUACCCCCUGAACUAACUUUUAAACUUUAUAGAAGUCACAUGAAGGACUCCUCUGACUCUGAGAGUCCUCAACAAGCCAAAGUAUCACCUGAUACCAGAACCUGUUUUGCCCUUGACUGUGGAAAAUCAAAUUUCAAUACUUCAUCUCCUACCUUCGUUUCUGGAGUUGGCAUGCUGAGCAGGUUGGAUGUGCCUGUUGUAAAGAAUGAGGGGUCUUCCGUGCUCACUGAAACUGGGGAUGUCAAUGUUGUUGGCAUUUCCAAUGAGCCUAAAGAGUGUCAAGAAGAAAAUGUGGGGAGUCAUGUUGAGGCUGCAGAUGGGAAGAGUCCUCCAGCAUGCCUUCACCAUGAGCGUGCAUCUGUGAUUCUUGAAUCUGAGGAUGCUCUUCCUGACGGUAAAAAAUGCCAGGUUCCACUGGACCUUGAGGCCAGUGACACCCACUUGACUAGAGUGGACUCCACAUUGGAGUGUGAAAGCAUCUCUGAGGACCACAGUUCCACUUCAUCUCAAGGCCCUAAUAAAGCAGAGUUCAUGCUUUCCAACAGUAAAGCAAGGAAGAGCACUCUGGAGAAGUCUGGUUCCCUUUCCUUGGAAACCAAAACUAGUGACAUUGCUAAAGUUUUCUCAGAAGCUAAAGUUGAUGGUCAGGACAGUGUUCCUACUGAGUCACAUUCUGGAAGAGGAAAAACUGUAACCCUUUCCAAGAUAUCUGUUUCCCAAAUGGAGUCCAAAGACAUUUCUCAGGGUAACAUUUCUUCUCCAUUUGAAAUUACAGAUGUGCCAACAAAGCCUGUUUUAUCAGAAUUAACCUCCCUCGAGGCUGAGCAGGACCAAAGUUAUCAAUUGGUAGAUCACAAAGAGAUUAAAGAGAUAUGUUCAGAUGUGGGGCCCAAAGAAAGUUGCCAUGCCAAGAUGUCUCCUUCUGCCUCCCUAAAUCAAGAUAAAAAGGAAACAGAGGUAGAUGCAUCAGGUUAUCCAUCUCCUUUUCUCAAAAGUAAUACAUCUGGGAUCUUACCUCCUAUUCAUGAUGAAAAAGCCAACGCUUAUGUGAUUUGUCAACCUUCAGAUGUUUAUGGGACUGAAAAGAGUUCAGGUUUCGCAGAAAUGGCAAAACUGAGCUUCACUGAUACUUGCCAAAAAUUCCAAGAAAGUGACAGCAUGAAAGUACAUUCACCUAUUCUGGGCUCUCCUAUCACUUUGGGAAAAACCACUUUUGCAUCUGAAGAUUCAGGCUCUCUCAGUAUUCCCUUUGUGCCAAGAUCCAACACAAAAGCAUCAUCUCACAGAAGGAAAGAGAGCUCUCUUGCCCUAAGUGCUGGCACUGAGAGCACGUCUUCCUCAAACGCUGAAGGAGUCCACGUGAUUACCAGUGCACAUCAUCCCCAAAGUAACUUUGGUUCUGUGGAAGUUACUCUAGAUGGCACACAUGAAGGUGCCUCCCUGACUAACCUGCUGCACCCUGAAAACUCUUAUUUGGAAUCUGAAACUUCUAUACCAGCAGGGGCAGAAGUGACCCCAUCUCAGGGAUAUUUUGAUAAUUAUACUAGGGAGGUAUCUCUCGAUUUCCCAACAGCUGCCCAGUUUGACCUGCUGGUGGAAGGAGAGACUGGAGCAGUUGCUGGGGCCCCAGCGUCAGUUAACAGCUCAGGCCAGCAGUGUUCUGAAGCAUCUGCUGAGCAUGUAGAAGCAAGGAAGAGAGCACAGGACCAGUGUUUGGACGUCAGAAGUGUUUUGCCUAACAAGGCUGAUACGUGGCCUGGUGAGGUUUUUAAUUCAGUUAGGGAAGACCUCGAAUCCAAACACACAGUUGAUACGUGCCAGGACCACAUAGCCGGGGACGCCAUAAUGAAUCCUGGUUCCCGGGAAGGAGAUGGCACAUCUGAAGAAAAGCCAUCAGAUGUGACCCCUUCUGGGAUCCAACUGACAGAGCAUUUGGAAGAGCAGGACUUGGAAAACUUGGCAGGAGCCCGAGGGGAAGAAAAGGCCUGCGUUUUACUUACACCUGGUGAGAAGAGUCUCCUUUUUGAUUCUGAUAGAAUGAAUGUGUGUUGUUUGUUAGAAGAUCAAGCUAGGGAAUUAGUCAAUAAGAUUAUUAAUUCAGCCCAAGAAAGUAUAACAAAUGAUGCUUUUGAAGAUACUGAGGAUACUUGGGAUUCUGAACUUCAGACUAAUACUUCAAAAAUUCUGAACAGUGAUAGUGUUAAGCCUCAUGUAAGGGAGUUCUUGGUGUCAGAACAAGUAGUAAAUCAAAGCACAUGUGAAAUUAGUGAAAAUAAAGUAUUAGGUAGAUUUUUCACUCUAAGUAACUUAGGUAGUGACACAGAGUCUGAUGCUCUAAACUUGCAGGAAUCAGACACUGUUUUGCUAGGUGAAGACUUGCCCCAUGAAGCGUUAGGUGAUAGAGUAGAAACACACUUAUUUCUCAAAGAGGACUCUAAAGAGAAAGUGGAAGCAGAGUAUGUGGAUAAUCACAAAAUGGGGAGACGGGAUGUGAGAAAUCUGGCAUUAAAUUUCACGUGGCCUCCGUUUGCAGAUGAUGACAUCCAUGGACCUGGGACCUCCAAAAGCAGUUUGUCUGACAGCCUCGUGUGUGUACCUGAAAAAGGCUUGCCCGGACACGGUAAUAAGAGCACACCCCUUACAGUGUCUGAAGUAGGAAAAGUCCACAAAAAGGAUACUGAAGUAAAUCUAGGAAAAAUUGAGCUUAUCCCUUCCAUGUUAGAGAUGGUAAAAACACACAAAAAGGAUGCUGAAUUGAAAAUUAUGAAAAAUGAGGCAGCCCCUUUUAUGUCAGAAAUGGGAGGAGCACACAAAAGGGAUGAUGAACUGAAUAUCACAAAAACUGAGCCAACAGAUGACAGUUUUAAAAUGCGAGAAGUAUACCCAGUGGAUGCUGAGAAGCAUGAAAAAACCGAGGGAUUACCUGCCAUGGUAGGGAUGGAGAAAGCUCACAAGAUAGGGGACACGGAGAGGGAUAUUGGCAAAACUGACGCGAUGCCUGUCAUGUCAGAAAUGAAGAGCAUCUAUCAGAGAGAUGCCGAGAGAAUUACUGGAAAGACUGAUGUGAUACCUGCUACAUUAGGGGUGGAAAACAUCUACCAAAAGCAUGCUGAAGGUGAUGUAGGCAAGACCGGGGUGACAUCAGCUCUGUCAGAAGGGGAAAACACUUACCAAAAAGAAGUCCAGGGGAUUGCUGAAAAGGCUGAAGCAUUGCCUCCUGCAUUAGAAACAGAAGAUAUUUCCCAGGAUGCUGAAGGAGAUGUGGACAGCACUGAGGUGACGCCCACAGUGUCACAAGUGGUAAAUGUCCCCCAUGAAGAUGCCAAGGGGAUCACUGGGAAGACUGAAGGGCCUGCGUUGGGAAUGGAAAGCACUUUCCAACAGGGUGCUGAAGGAGCCACUAGGAAAACUGAAAUCGUACCUUUGGGGUUGGAAGUGAUAAAACUACACAAGAAGGCAGCCCCCGCCUCUUUAGAAAUAGAAAAAGCAUGUGAAAGGGAUGCUGAAGGGACGACCAGAACCCCUGUGUCCAUGCCCUCCAUGAUAGAAAUGGAAAGAACAUCCCCAGAAGAGCCUGAUGGGGCUACCUGUAAACACCCCGUGUUAUCUGCAGAGGUAAACGUGGGGAUAACAUAUGGAGCAGGUCUGGAAUUGCCCGUUACACAAGCAGAGGCCAUGCUUGCCAUAUCUGAACUUGAAAAAGCACCCCAGGAGUACACUGAAGAAAGUAUUGGAGAAAUGGAGGAAGAGCCCACUGAAGUAAAGGAAGGCUUAAUAGCACAUGACAAUAGACUUGCUUCGUAUUUCAGAGGAUACGAAUCACCUACAUUAAGUAAGGAUUAUGAAGGCUACCCAGCCUUAGCAAUGCUAGAUUUUCAACCCGUGGAUACCAUAGGAAGGCUAGACAAAAGAACAUCUGUUACUGCAGUAGAUGACAAAACAAGAGAUGUAGGUGAUUACAGCGAUGAAAAGGAAGACUCUAACCUAGCCUUCAUUUCUCAGGAUGAACAAGAAAAUUCCUCCUUUACUAUAUUAUAUGAAGAACCCCUUCAAGAUGAGGACAGGUGUGCUACUGCCAAAGUAAGAAGAGCACACUCACUCUUGCCUUCUGACACACCCCCUGAUGGCAUGCCUGUCCUUGCAUGUGAAAGGUCUGAGAGUAGAACUGACCUGGUCCGCCAUUUUGAAAAGGGCACUAAAGUAGACAGUGAUAGUUCGGAAAUGUUCUUAUCAGUGGAGGCGAAAAGGUACAGAGUUUACCCCUUAGCUCUGUCUCCCAUUUAUGAGGACGACAGCUCUCAGGAGGACAUUCUGUCCAGCGAGGUCUCGCCUGGGCAUCAUGGCUCCACAAAAUCGAGAGAUGGUGCACACCAGCCCUGUUCUGUUUUGUCACUUCUCCAGUCAGUAUCAGAGCGUUUAAAGAUGAAUUUUGAUGAAGACGACAGGCAGGAGUUAGGGGAAGAGGAAGAAGAAUUGUUGCCUAAGGGAAGUCUGACAGCUACAAGGAGGGAAACUGUCAAGCUGCCAGAUCCUUCCACCAUGUUCUACUCUGAUGAUGACCAGGAAAGGACUGGAAUUUCUAAGGGUUCAUUUGUAAAGACAAACGAACCAACUACCUCCAAUCUGCAGAUAGGUCUGUGGCCAGAAAAGACCCCAUUCCUACAAAAAUCUGACCUUACUUCUAAAUUACAUUCUUCUGUAAAGAGUGUUUAUCAUCAAUAUCUGCAGACUUCCAAAACGCAUUCCUCAGAAAAAGGAGCCAGAUUUGGUGGGACUUUGCAGGAACCAGUGUCAAAAUAUUUCCGUGCUCAAGACAUCUCAGGCAGAUUGAGCCCGUUCACAGAGAAUGUUGACAGACAAACUCUGAGGUGUAACCCAAGACCUGGGAAGAUGGUUAUCUAUGAUCUCCAUGGAAGUAAAUAUAAACAAGAGGUCUAUUGUAACAUUCUCGAUGCCACGUCAUGGUCCUUUCCGAAUGGGGUACUGAUAAAAGUUGUAAGGGGCUGCUGGAUUUUAUAUGAGAAGCCACAUUUCCAAGGUCAGAAAUGUGUGUUAGAAGAAGGGGAAAAGGUGUUAAAUCGUGACUGGACCCUUCAGAACAGAAAGCAUCCACAGAGAAGUUUUGUACUGGGUUCUAUCAAACGCAUCUUAAAGGAUUGCAGUAUUCCAGAGAUAGAACUUUGCCCACAGUCUGACCCAGUGUGUUGUCCUAUUUACAUACAGCAAGCGGUCCCUAAUUUGGAAGAGCUGAAUAUCCCCAAAUCUAUGUCCUUCACUGUGAAGGCAGGAGUUUGGCUUGCCUACCCAGAUGUUAAUUUUAAGGGGCGUGCUACAGUUCUGGAGGAAGACCAUGGACUCUUUGAGAUUUCUGCAGCAGAAAUGAAAUCACUGUAUCCACUUCAAAUGGGUGGACUAAAAGUGGAAAUGCCUAUGGACUUAAAGGUUAUUAUUUAUGAAAAACCUUACUUCCAUGGACAGGCCAAAGAAUUUAGUGAACAUAUAGAUUCUGUCCCAGAUUUUUUGAAACACGAUGGGGACUUUCAAGGAAUUGGAUCAAUUCGUGUCAUCGGUGGAGUGUGGGUUGCCUAUGAAAAAGAACACUUUAAAGGCCAGCAGUUCUUGCUUGAAGAAGGAGAUUUUGAAGACAGUACUGCUUGCGGGGCGUUGAGUGGCCCCAUCUUGUCUUUCCGGUACUUACAAGCUAAUUUUAUAGAAUCUUCCAUCACACUGUUUGAAUCUGACCUGGAAAGUGGGAAAUUUAUUGACAUUAGAAAUCAGGAAAUCUCUGACUUAGAAGAGGUUGGCUUUGGCACCGAAACAAGAUCCAUUCACGUUAAAAGCGGAGUAUGGGUUGCCUACCAGCAGAAGUUUUUCUGUGGAGAACAGUACAUUUUAGAGAAAGGGAAAUACAAAUGCUUUUUUGACUGGGGAGGAUCAAAUAACAUAAUCCUGUCAAUACGACCUGUCCAACUGGAACCACUUGGAAUAAAUGAGCCUCCAUACUUGCUCAAAGCAUUCAGUAAACCGGGGUUCCAAGGUGAAUGUGUAGAUUUUACAAAAGAAAUUUCUGAUUUGACUUCAUUCACUCCAUGCUCUUUCAAAGUUCUUCGGGGUUGCUGGCUCCUGUAUUACCAAGAGGACAUUUCUAAUAACCAGUGUGUGUUAGAAGAAGGCCUGUAUGCUGACCUUACUUCUUGUGGCUGCCCGACAUCUACAAUCAAAUCCCUCAAGCCCAUUGACUAUGUUUUUGACGAACCUUCCAUCAGCCUUUUUGCUCUGGAGCAUUGUGAAGGGAGAGAGUUACAUCUCGAGGAGGCCGUGAACUCUGUUCUGAACAAGGACCUGCACUUCUACACCCAGUCCGUGUGGGUGAAGAGUGGACUGUGGAUAGCUUAUGAAGGAUCCAAUUUCUUGGGAAGACAAAUCCUGCUCGAACCUAAUGAGAUCCCGAAUUGGACAGCUUUUAGUGGAUGGAAAACAAUUGGUUCCCUCCGUCCUAUGAAGCAGCCCGCAGUGUACAUCAGGAUAAGGAACCGAGCCCAGAAUGAGUAUCUCACGGUCACUGGGAAUGCAGCAGACACCAAGGCGACGUCUGUGUGUGUCUCUCCCUACAGCGGGAAGAACUCUCAGAUCUGGCACUACUGCCGCGGACUCUUCAAAUCCAAGGCCACUGAUACAUGUCUCGACGUGAUUGGUGGCCGAGACACUCCCGGAGCUAAAGUGGCCCUGUGGACUGAGCACGGGCAGUUCAGGCAGAAGUGGAGACUGAACAGAAACGGAACCAUCAGCUCCUAUCUCAGCGACCAGCUCGUCCUGGACGUCACAGGAGGAAAUUAUUAUGACAAGACUCAUGUAAUUGUAAAUCAGCCCCUGGAGGGAGAAGAAACACAGAAGUGGGACAUUGAAAUACUGUGAGAGAACUGGCAGCAUCCCUAGAAAGAGCAAAGGAAGGAGGAGCCCCACGGCCCUCGUAAAGUAAGCUGCUUGUCCUCACGCUCCUGGACACUGAGGAUGAAUGAACUCUUCUCUGAGGCUCCAAGACCAUUACUGUUGAUCACGGGGAAAGGUCCGGAUGCUCUCGCCAACUCUUCAGUGGUCCUAUGGAGAAUAAGCUGUGAUUUCUGGGGAAGGCGCUAUUCCUCCUUGAUCUGCAGCUUGGGUGAGCAGGCUUCCUGAAGUGUCUUCUCUCUUAGCUACCAAAUAGGAUCCCUGUCCCCGGCGGCCACUGCUGAGGACAUGGGUGGGGCCAGCGACCUGCAGGAGCUGCGCCUGUCCUAGCAGCACGUGCUAGGACACGUGAGUGCAAGGCGCAGCAUGUGAGUGCAAGGCGCAGGGAAUAGAUUCCUACAGGUCAAGUCUUACUCUUGUGAAAAGAACAACUUUUAGCAAUAUUUGAAGACAUGUUUAAUAAACCUUCCUGUUAAGCUGCUGUAUUAGCUAAACCUUAAAGGUUUUCUGUUGAGGCUUUUAUGAUAUUGAAGCCCCGUAAGUCUUCAUACUUAUAACUGACCCCAGGGAGGGACCUCAGUUUUACUAGGAAAAAGGCUCAAAUACUGGAGUAUCUUCUGCGGCUAUUCUUUGCUCAGUCCUUCAAACUGCAAAAGCACAAAUAACCUGUGACCCUCCUUGCGCUCUAAGUAACAAAGCCGCCCUUCUGGGCCACAGGACUCUAACCAGUGUUUACCUAGCGGGGUGCAGAGACCUCAGCCUAGAUUUCGCCCGAUCUGCCCUCGAGAAGUGUUUUUAAAGAGUGUGUCACCUUUGUAUAAGAUAGUCAGAUUUUUCUUUGGUCAAGUAAAUGGAAGUUUCAAAUGUUCAAAUUAAAACCAAGUAUUUGAGACUUGACUGUACCAUUUUACUUUAUGUAAAAGUGCUUAUUUUUCUAUGAAAUGAUAGAAAACUCAGUUUUCACUCCCAUUUUAAAUAGCUUCUAUUUAAGCAAAAUCAGAUAGGAUACCAUCUUGAACUCAAUUUCAUCACUACCACCUUUAACUAAACAAUUUGCAAGCAUUUUCCCCUCCUGAGUUGGUUUUAAACUGAUAGUGAGACAACUGUUCCCUUCAUCCCCAACUUUUGAUGAAAAGCAGGAAAAGUUCUGUUCAAUUUUUAUAUAGAAAGAUUAAGUUCUCCAGUGGUAUUUUUUAAAAUAUCAACCUAUAUGCACUUUAGAAUGUAAAAUAACAGUGAAUUGUUUAAACUCAAAGACCCACUAUUUUGAGUAUUUUUUUAGAGAGACUUGGUCUUUCCAUGUAAAUACUGAAGGUUUUUUUUUCCUUUAAUCUCAGGCUCUUUGUCAUGUUUCAAGCAGCAUCUAUAAAACUCCCUUAUGCCCAUUGAUACGAGUGCCUCUCAUUAGUGUGGCAGUAUUAUUUAAUGGAAAUUACAGGGGUAUCUUUAUUUUAAAGGGGGUGCUUAUGUAUACUGUCAUUGUAAAAAUCCAAGUUAAAAUUUUUUCUUUCAUGUUAAUUGUUUAAAUUUUUUCUAGAGCCAAUGAGGCUCUUUAUAGGAGUUACUUCCAAAGAACAGAGACAGGUAACAAUUUUUAAAUUUAACUGAUACAUUUAUUGUAGUUGUGCCUUUUCUACCACACUGGAUUAAAUAAACUUGUCAAAAGUA